GGGAAGGUGGCCUCGGAGCGGCAGAGGCUGCGGGACGCCUUUGAGCAGCUGCAGAAGUUCCUGCGGGAGCAGGAGGGCAUCCUGCUGGCCCAGCUUGACGGGGCACACGGGCAGCUCACCAAGGAGCGCCGCAAAUAUGUCUCCAGUGUUUCAGAGAGGAAAUCACUGCUGGACACUCUGAUUGCGGAGAUAGAGAAGAAGCGUGACCAGCCGAUGGUUGAAUUCCUUAUGGAUGUUGGCAAAACCCUGAGCAGCUGUGAGGCGGCAAAGGCCCCGAUCCCGGAGCCGGUUUCCCCGGAGCUGCAGAGGACUGUUAGGAGUCUCUCUGAGAUGAGCCAGCUGGUCGUGGGUGCAGUGGCCAAAAUCAAAGUGAACCUGCUGAGCGAGAUCGACAGAGAAAGGGUGAAGGUGAUGCUGGACCCAGAGACAGCAAGCCCAUACCUGAUCCUCUCAAAGGACCGUAAAACUGUGCGGCUGGGAGAUGGACAGCAAAACCUCCCCGACACCCCCAAGAGAUUCAUGGGCAGCCCCAGCGUCCUGGGCUCCCAGGGGUUCACGGCUGGGAGGCAUUACUGGGAGCUGGAGGUAGGGGACGGGGACAGCUGGGCCGUGGGGGUGGCCGCGGAGUCCGUGCGGAGGAAGGACUCGCUGAGCAUGGCCAUGGGGAAGAUCUGGGCCCUGCGCCUGGACUGGGAUCGCCAGUACACAGCGCUCCACAUUCCCCCCGCCCUGCUGACACUGAAGGAACAGCCCCGGCGAAUCAGGGUCCACUUGGACUACGAAGCAGGCCAAGUGACCUUCUACAAUGCGGAGAACAUGAUGCAGAUCUUGCAGUUUAAGGCCUCCUUCACCGAGAAGAUCUUCCCAUACUUUUGGCUCUGGUCACAAGAAACCUACAUCCAGCUGUGUGCCUGA
Messenger RNA from Phaethon lepturus (White-tailed tropicbird), 915 nucleotides. RefSeq names its product tripartite motif-containing protein 15-like. The record is from RefSeq and is a predicted model, not a curated record. The transcript is spliced from 5 exons. The annotation marks the transcript as partial. NCBI's taxonomy places the organism in Eukaryota, Metazoa, Chordata, Aves, Phaethontiformes, Phaethontidae. Gene Ontology annotation, molecular function: protein binding.